This is a messenger RNA of Cladophialophora psammophila CBS 110553, 519 nucleotides long. RefSeq lists its product as uncharacterized. The transcript has 2 exons. Bases 1 to 519 code for a protein of 172 amino acids. The record is from RefSeq and is a predicted model, not a curated record. NCBI's taxonomy places the organism in Eukaryota, Fungi, Ascomycota, Eurotiomycetes, Chaetothyriales, Herpotrichiellaceae.
AUGUUUGAAUCACGAGGUGUCGAGAAUUUCUUUCGGUGUAAAGACAAGCUUCAGCAUGCUGUUGACUCUCUUCCUGUUGUUCUGCUACUUGUCUUCAAGGACAUCUGCGGUACGCUACGCAGACGUCAAAAUGCUGUCGGUUUAGUAAACGCAAAAGCAGCAGCCACCUUUACCGAUCCAUCAGCCGCGACUUAUGACUUUGGAAAAAAGGUGGCCGGUAUUGUGUCAUUUGACUUCAACAGUAGCACUGAUGCUCGAGACGUCUACAUUGGAGUCAGUUUUACUGAGAGUUCUUUGUGGAUUAACAGCGAAGGUUGUGAUGCGACGUCUGAUGCUGGCAUUGAUCAAACCCUCUGGUUCGAGGUUUCCGGCACUGGUCACCAUCAAGCUUCGAAGGAGCACCAACGCGGCGAAUUUCGUUAUGUCAACGUAUAUCACAACUCCACCACUGACGUGACACUCACAGUCCUUUCUGUCCACUUUACGGCAGUCCCUCAGAGGACUGAAGCAGACCUGUAA